Molecule: messenger RNA, 1559 nt
Organism: Calypte anna (Anna's hummingbird)
Lineage: Eukaryota; Metazoa; Chordata; Aves; Apodiformes; Trochilidae
Gene: MTRFR
Product: chromosome 15 C12orf65 homolog
Exons: 4
Coding region: 55-570 (171 amino acids)
Biological process (GO): translational termination
Cellular component (GO): mitochondrion
Molecular function (GO): translation release factor activity
Source: RefSeq, a predicted model, not a curated record
CCAGGAGUCCACUCAAAUGACUUUAUUCCUGAGAAACUCCUCCCUCAUUUCUGCAUGAAUGUUCCAAGUUUAUUUCACUUCUUAUGGAAUGUCCAAACAUCCUUAUGGAGACCCUGGAUUCUGAGGAAGAGGGAACUUUCUCUGCCCAGAGCACCCUUCCUUCAGGCAGCAGGAAAGAAGAACUCUCCCAAUCUCCUUCAACUCCCUGAGGCAGAUUUAAGAGAACAGUUUGUAAGAGGUGAUGGCCCAGGAGGCCAAGCCACAAAUAAGACGAACAACUGUGUUGUCUUGAAGCACAUUCCAUCAGGGAUUGUAGUGAAGUGCCAUCAAACAAGAUCAGUGGAGCAGAACCGAAAGAUUGCCAGAGAAAUCCUGCAGGAAAAAGUUGACCUUUUCUACAGAGGUGAAGACAGUGAGGUUUUUAAAGAGAAGAAAGCAUCAGAGAAGAAAAAGCAAGAGAGAAAAAGAAGAGCAAGGGAAAACCUAGAAAGGAAGAGGCAUUUUAAAGAGAUGCAACAACUGGGGCAGCAGCCUCACCAGCUGCCACCACGUUCUGACCUUGACCAGUGAAGGGAGCUUCAAGAACCAAAACAAAAAAUAUAUUUGGGAAACAAGGCAGAAAAUCAGCAGCAGCAACACUGCCUUCAGCCAGAGAUCAGCUGCAUCUGGACUGUGCCUGGGAUGGAAAGUCCAGCAGGUUCCCUCCCUUGUCUGUUCCUGAUCUUCAGCCUCCUGCAUGACAGUUAAAUCUUGUUCUGUUGAGAAUUCUUGCUCAUGAAGUGUGAAUCUGAUUAAAGGGACUGUCCAUAGUUUUAAUACAAAUUGUUAAUGAAAAUAAGCUUUAUUACAUCAGGUAAUAAAUACAUACAAAGAUGCAAAUAACAGUUUUAGUAAUUUAUCCAGAAUUGUCUUGGUUUUCUUUUUUUUUUUCUUUUUUUUUUUUUUCUUUUUUUUGCAAACUUUAAACUGAAAUCUCCAGCCUUAAUGUAGAAAUUAGCUUUCCAGGACCUUGUUAUUAUUUCAUAGGUUUCCCUAUUUUCCAUAUAACUCAUGCACUUUAAAUGGACUUCAAAGCACUAACAGUCAUGCAAAUGUUUAUGCAAAAUGAACAAGAAAGGAAAAAUAAGAGGAGGGGGAAGGUUAUUUCUAAGCAGGGUCUAUGCUGUAUGACAAACUGUGACUUAGCAGACUACUAGGUACAGCAUGCUAUUCUGCAUUUAUUUAAAAAAAAAAUUCCUUAGAGCUUAUGUCAAACUUUGAGAGAGAUUGAGAGUUUGGGGUUAAGUGAAUAUAGUGAAAGGAAAAAAAACAGAAUGAAAUUGUGGCUGGAUAAGAAGAAAACUCAAAUAUAGCCCAAGAGAGAAGGAGCAUUCCUCUGCAUGCAGUUCAGUUUUCAUGUUUUAUAAACAUUUUAGGGAGUUUUAACCUCUUUACAAAAUGCAAACCCUCAGGUGAAAAAUGCUUUGUUUUCUCUUUCUUAACUAUACAUUUUUGUCAGGGCAAAACCAGAAAGGCAAAACAUUCAAAAUAAAAGAAAUUUGUCUGAAUGUUUCAAGAGU